GGCCGCCUCCGGGCCACGUGGUGCGCGCGGCGGGCGCGUCCGAGGAGCCCGCAGCGGCUCUGGGCUCAGAGCUCUCCCGGCUUGGAGAGCGGGCGGGAGCCGGGGGCCGGGCCGGUGCGGACGGCGAGGCGGCUGAGGAGGCGCGGAGGUAGCAGGGAGGCCGGGGCUUAGCGUCCGGCGGCGUCGGGGCCGCGGCCUCGUCCCGGCCGCAGCCUCUUCCCUUGCCGCGUUGCUGGCACCGGGUCUCUGCGCCCAGGGCGCACGGCGGGCAGGGACGCAGCCCGGCCGCUUGGCCGCCAUGGAUCCGGCCCCCUCCCGCGACCCCGAGCUGCAGUCCCAGCUCCUCGCCAACGCGUCGGACGCCUUCCCCAGCGCGGGUGCCAACGCGUCGGGGCCGCCAGGAGCACGGAGCGCCUCGUCCCUUGCCCUGGCUAUCGCCAUCACCGCGCUCUACUCGGCGGUGUGCGCCGUGGGGCUCCUGGGCAACGUGCUCGUCAUGUUCGGGAUCGUCCGGUACACUAAGAUGAAGACGGCCACCAACAUCUACAUUUUCAACCUGGCCUUGGCAGACGCCCUGGCCACCAGCACACUGCCCUUCCAGAGCGCCAAGUACCUGAUGGAGACAUGGCCCUUUGGGGAACUGCUCUGCAAGGUCGUGCUCUCCAUUGACUACUACAAUAUGUUCACCAGCAUCUUCACACUCACCAUGAUGAGCGUUGACCGCUACAUUGCCGUCUGCCACCCCGUCAAGGCCCUGGACUUCCGCACCCCUGCCAAGGCCAAGCUGAUCAACAUCUGCAUCUGGGUUCUGGCCUCCGGUGUCGGUGUACCCAUCAUGGUCAUGGCUGUGACCCGCCCCCGGGACGGAGCAGUGGUGUGCAUGCUCCAGUUCCCCAACCCAAGCUGGUACUGGGACACGGUGACCAAGAUCUGCGUGUUCCUCUUCGCCUUCGUCGUGCCCAUCCUGGUCAUCACCGUGUGCUACGGCCUCAUGCUGCUGCGCCUGCGCAGCGUGCGCCUGCUGUCGGGCUCCAAGGAGAAGGACCGCAGUCUGCGGCGCAUCACCCGCAUGGUGCUGGUGGUGGUGGGCGCCUUCGUGGUGUGCUGGGCCCCCAUCCACAUCUUCGUCAUCGUCUGGACGCUGGUGGACAUCAACCGCCGCGACCCACUCGUGGUGGCCGCGCUGCACCUGUGCAUCGCGCUCGGCUACGCCAACAGCAGCCUCAACCCCGUGCUCUACGCCUUCCUCGACGAGAACUUCAAGCGCUGCUUCCGCCAGCUCUGCCGCAUGCCCUGCGGCCGCCGGGAGCCCAGCAGCUUCAGCCGCGCCCGCGAAGCCACGGCCCGCGAGCGGGUCACCGCCUGCACCCCGUCCGACGGCCCCGGCGGUGGCGCAGCCGCCUGACCCUGGGCCGGCCGGCCCGCCGCGCGCCCCUCCGGAGGGACCCGGCGGUUAGGCGGAGUCCUAGUUGGGGCGGGGGCCACGACGCGGGGUGGGGCGGGCGGCGGCCCUGCCGUGGGGUGGUCUGGGGCCGGCUGGGAGUGGGCUGGUCGGCGGGGCGAUGCCUCUAGGCCGAGCUCAAGGUCAAAGGCUUUGGGUUGGGGCAGGGGGAGCUCGCUAGCCCCAGGGAGUGGACCUGUGGCUCUGGGAUUGGGCGGCUAAAUGGGGGCCCCUUCGUUCUAGCUGGAGCUGGGUUGGCGGGAGUGAGAGCCUGGUCUGAGACCCGGCCCAGGACCAAGGAGGGCCGGUGCUGCGGAAGGUGGAAUCGAGCUUCAAGAUCGGGCCCGGUAUGAUGGGGAGGGGCCUCCUGUGGGGGUGAGUUGAAGGACGGGACGGUGAGGCUGACGGUCCAGCUCUGGACGGGGCUGGGAGAGAGGGCCUGUGUACAAACAGUGGGGCUGCAGCUUGGAGUCCGGUCCCAGCCCGGAGUUCCAGAAAGGGGAGGGGCUCGCCGAGGUCCAGGCCCAAUUUGCCAUUUUUAUGAACGAAGAGAAAAUAAACUAGAAACGAUA
Molecule: messenger RNA, 2013 nt
Organism: Bubalus bubalis (water buffalo)
Lineage: Eukaryota; Metazoa; Chordata; Mammalia; Artiodactyla; Bovidae
Gene: OPRD1
Product: opioid receptor delta 1
Exons: 3
Coding region: 299-1405 (368 amino acids)
Biological process (GO): neuropeptide signaling pathway; G protein-coupled opioid receptor signaling pathway
Cellular component (GO): membrane; neuron projection
Molecular function (GO): neuropeptide binding; G protein-coupled enkephalin receptor activity
Source: RefSeq, a predicted model, not a curated record